AGUUUUUCUGAGAUUUUCAUGACGACAUUUUCUCUUGAUAUACGAAAAUUUCGGUUUCCCGAUAAUUAUAAAAACAGAAAUAAUGGAAAAAGUAUGUUUACAACAUAGUUACCCAAUCAUAACGGCAGAAUCCUGGGAUCAUUAGAUUUGUUGAGAUGUGCAGUAGCAAUCACAUCGCUUCAGAUUUCAGAAAACAGGUCAUGUGCAGUUUUCUGAAAAUAGACCUGUGUUACGUGCGUAUUGUUACUGACUGCCGAACACAACUAUACACUUGAAUACUUGAUACUUACUAAUAACUUUGCGGAUCUGUGUAUUCCUAAAUAUAUAAUCUGCAUUUUCUGACACAAAGGAUGCUAUAUGGUUAUAUUAGCUCAAUAGUUUUAGCGGCCAAAUCCAUAUCAUUGGAAGUGAACGAUGGGCGUGCGGGGUUUGUUUACACUGAUAGACGACAACAAGGGCGUCCUCCUUACUGAUUUCAAACUUCACGACACUCGACUCAUCAUUGAUGGCUCAAAUCUGUAUCACUUCUUAUAUAACUUCUAUCAUGUGCCAGAAGAGUAUGGUGGUAACUAUGACAACUAUGCGAACAAGUGUAAAACCUUCUUCACCACACUCCGGGCGUGUAAGGUGGAGCCGUACGUUGUCCUGGACGGUGGUUAUGAUCCAGAUAACCGGAAAUGGAACACUGUGGUUCAACGUAAGACGUCCAGAAGAGAGCGCGCUGGUCUGAUAUGUGAGAAGGGUCCUGAAGCAACCGAGGAACAUGUCCUUCCGAUUCUAUGUGAAGAAACAUUCCGCCAUGUCCUGCGUGAGCUUCAGAUACCACACGUCACGUGUCCAUAUGAGGCAGACAGAGAAAUAGCAGUGUUGGCCAAUAAGUGGGACUGCCCAGUUCUAAGUAAUGAUAGCGAUUUCUUUAUUUUCCAGCUGAAAAGAGGUGUUAUACCAAUCCAACAUGGAGGUACAAUUUAUAUCGACAAGAAAUUGCGGCUACAUAACACAAACACGGGGCAAUCUACCUUGCUUGAACCGGAGACCAUCCCAACCGACCAGGAAUAUGUAUAUAUCUCUGUUAAGCUUUACGACUACCGUAGUUUAAUAGAGAGGAUCCAUGGUACCCGGGAGUUCUUACCAUUUUUGCUACAUUUAGUGGUAAUGACUAUGUAGAUAAAAGCAAUUUGAAGGAUUUCUACACAGCGAUAUGCAGGCAGUAUAAAGAUAAACCUCUUAACCUGCGGGCCAAGGCUCGAAUGACGUCAGUUGUACAUUGGUCAAUGGGCAUAAACUUGGAAGAAGACGCUGUUAAGUACGUUUUGGAACAUGUUGCAGACCUUCUUCCUGGUCAGAAAUCGGAACUACGAGGUGCCAUUCGGUACUCUAUAGAUAGUUACACAAACAUCGCAGAAUUCGCUACCAUGGAUGUGGCCAAAUUCUUCGUUUCAAACACAAGUGACCUAUCGAUUCUCGAUCUUGGAAGACAGAUUGAUUACGUCACUAAGCAUCCAUUGCCAGCUUGGUGUUCACAGAUGUUAAGAACCUGCGAAAUGGCGACUUUUCUGCAGAAUGUAGCUGUGAACCACAGAGUGAUUUUCGAUUGCCAGAUUGAAUACUUGGCUGAACCUUCAACGUAUGUUUGCUCAAGAUACAUCAGAAGUGUCCUGUAUGGCUUAACAACGUCAUUCAUCAGGCCAAAAUCUAAAGACCCUAAAGUCCAGACGAACACUGUAGUAGAUUUAAAAGGCACAAGGAAAAGUUGCAUCGAAGAAAGCGACAGACAGAAAGGCGACAGGAUGAAGGUCUACAUUAAGCCUACGACGGAGGUUUUUUACGGAUCUCAAUCGUUGAAAGUUCCAUCGUUACAAAAUGUCCCAGAUAUAUCCGUAGAGGAGAGGCAAAACAUCAUGUUUGGCACUUUAGGACUGAAUGCUGAAAUUACCGAAUCUUUAUCUGCUGAUCCGUGUACCACGUUCCUUAUAGGUGUACUACGCGUUUGGUGGACAAAUGCAGAACCGAAGGUUACAAAGAAUCAUUUGAGUGCCGCUAUUAUUGGUAUGAUUUUAUUGCACGCCCACUCCUUUAAGGUACUUAAAAGAAGCCCCGAGGCUAGUGAAACAAACAAACAACCAUGUUUGGUCCCAAGCAUCGUGGAAGCAAUUGAAGCUCAAGGUAACACUCGGGUAAAUCAGUUUGCUUGUAGAAUGGCUAUUCUUCGAAACACACCCACCGAUCAAGCAACAUGGGGCACCACAGAAACAAAGGCAAUUCACGGCUUCUCACAGUUACAGACCUGCUACCUGAGCGCUUUGUACCUGAAUCAGGCCCUGAUGUCUCCAGUUGACCUCCCCAGCCCUGGCGUUCUCUUCAGUUGUACGCUCAUGUACAACGUUUGCAAGAGUCUUGACACAUCGGCAAUCACUGAUUGUUCAGACAUGUUCCAUUUGGAAUCACCGCUGCAUGCUUUGUUUACGUUGUGGAAAACUGCUGUCAAAUCAAUCGUGCCUGAAGUACCUAAAGACGGUGCUGCCCGGGGCCAUAAGGCGGCUGACAAGAAAGUAAAAAUCAAGAGAUCUAAACACGGAAAAUAAUCAAGUGUACCCUGUGAGUACCAGCGUAUAGUCUUUUGCAAACACUCUACCAUCGACUCAAAGAACGGCCAUGAUAGGAGUUAUACACUGGCGAAAAAUCUCCUUGGACAAUUUAAAAGAAAACUUAAUGCUAGGAAUUUAAAUGAGUUAAAAGAACAACAGUUUUUAAAGUGGUUCGUUUUCGAAUAGUUUUCAUUAUAAUCAAGCUGUGUUUUGGGCGUUUCCCCUGUGCCAUUGAACGGCGUAUAUGUUUAUGCUUUCGACUACCUGUUUCUAUAGUUUGUCAUAUAAAUAUUGCAUGUUUUUCAAACUCGACAGUACGAUGGUGAAAACACGAUAGUUUAUAGCAUUAUCAACAUCGUACUGUCGUAUUGUCGCGUUUUCAUCAUCGCACCGUCGCGUUUUCAUCAUCGUACUGUCGCGUUUUCGCCAUCGUAGUUUCAUGAUUUCGCGUUUUCAUCAUCGUACUUUCGAGUAUCGCGUUUCAGAUCGUCAUUCAUCAGGCCAAAAUCUAAAGACCCUAAAGUCCAGACGAACACUGUAGUAGAUUUAAAAGGCACAAGGAAAAGUUGCAUCGAAGAAAGCGACAGACAGAAAGGCGACAGGAUGAAGGUCUACAUUAAGCCUACGACGGAGGUUUUUUACGGAUCUCAAUCGUUGAAAGUUCCAUCGUUACAAAAUGUCCCAGAUAUAUCCGUAGAGGAGAGGCAAAACAUCAUGUUUGGCACUUUAGGACUGAAUGCUGAAAUUACCGAAUCUUUAUCUGCUGAUCCGUGUACCACGUUCCUUAUAGGUGUACUACGCGUUUGGUGGACAAAUGCAGAACCGAAGGUUACAAAGAAUCAUUUGAGUGCCGCUAUUAUUGGUUCACGGCUUCUCACAGUUACAGACCUGCUACCUGAGCGCUUUGUACCUGAAUCAGGCCCUGAUGUCUCCAGUUGACCUCCCCAGCCCUGGCGUUCUCUUCAGUUAUACGCUCAUGUACAACGUUCGCAAGAGGCGGCUGACAAGAAAGUAAAAAUCAAGAGAUCUAAACACGGAAAAUAAUCAAGUGUACCCUGUGAGUACCAGCGUAUAGUCUUUUGCAAACACUCUACCAUCGACUCAAAGAACGGCCAUGAUAGGAGUUAUACACUGGCGAAAAAUCUCCUUGGACAAUUUAAAAGAAAACUUAAUGCUAGGAAUUUAAAUGAGUUAAAAGAACAACAGUUUUUAAAGUGGUUCGUUUUCGAAUAGUUUUCAUUAUAAUCAAGCUGUGUUUUGGGCGUUUCCCCUGUGCCAUUGAACGGCGUAUAUGUUUAUGCUUUCGACUACCUGUUUCUAUAGUUUGUCAUAUAAAUAUUGCAUGUUUUUCAAAUGUUUGUGACUUGAUAUGAUUCAUUUAUUGAUUUAUUGCUGUCACUUGUCUAACAAGAUCUGAAUUACAUUGAUCUUAUCAUGCCGCUUGACAACUGUAAUACUAUUGUUUUUGUAUUUCACGAAAUGUAGGAAAAUGCUUUAAAACUUCAUCACAAAAAUGCAAAGUUUUUUUCAGUAUUAUAUCUGGUAGAAUAAGUAACAAACAACUUACAUGUAUAUUACAAUUAAAUGCGAUACGAAUAGUUAUAUUUCACUGAUUAAAGGACAGAAUGUUUUUAACUGCAUGCGAUUUUGAAAAUGCCUUGGUUAAGAAGAAUGGACAUUAUCCAUAUAUUCAGUGAAAUUUAAUAAAAAAAGGUUUAUG
Molecule: messenger RNA, 4308 nt
Organism: Mya arenaria
Lineage: Eukaryota; Metazoa; Mollusca; Bivalvia; Myida; Myidae
Product: protein asteroid homolog 1-like
Exons: 2
Coding region: 415-1167 (250 amino acids)
Molecular function (GO): nuclease activity
Source: RefSeq, a predicted model, not a curated record